UUUAUGAACGGCUGUAAGCAUGAAAUCCAGUUAACUCGUGUGUCACUUAACGAGAUCAGGCUAUAAUCGGCUGACUCUGCACAAGGGAGAUUAAGUCCAAGGACGCAUGUCCUCCUGCUUGCCUCGCCUGGGUGCCUGAGUGACUCCUGCAUCCGUGGAGAAGAUACUCACCUAAAACGCGUGGCAGGACUUGCAAUGUUUGGUUGGAUUGAAAAAGUCAUCCCGCAUCCCCCAGAAACACCGACGAGAACUGCUGCAGACCCUCAGGAGGGGGGCAGUGAACCAGCAAAAUGCGUCCAGAAUGUGGAGGCUAUGGUGAAAGAAACCAGCAACCCCCCAGUUGAAUUAAAACAACAGGAGCCCCCGCUGGAGGCCGAGAAAAGUCCUGGAGGAGUACUCGGCUGGCUGGCUCAGGGUUUGGGUAGAGUUGUCCCUCAGCCUGUGGAGAGCCCCACACUGACCCGUGCAAGCAAAGAGAGCACCGAAGCAGUGGAACAACAGAAGCAAACGGCAGGCAAUGAGACAGUGGAAAAAAGAACCGAGAAUGGACCUACAGAGCAGACUGAAGUCUCUUCAGUAGGAGUCCUUUCCUGGCUGUCCCAAGGCUUGGAGAAGGUGGUUCCUCAGCCAGCUUUGAUCCAUAGGACGAGUGUCAGUGGGGGGUCUGGGGCUAGUUCAGUGAGUGUUGAGCAGAAAGCUCACAUAGAGGAGAAACCCUCAAAAAGUGAAGAAGCAGCUGUUGUACCAUCCUCUCCACCCCCAAGUCCUUCUCCGACCCCGGUGAUUGUGUCUGCGCCAGCCAUCAUUGAGGUUCAUCCAGCGCCCACUUCAGAACCCCAGGCAAUGGCUUCGGACAAAGGGUCCGGAGCAGGGGUUCUGAACUGGCUCAUGCAGGGCAUUGGGAAGGUGGUACCUCUACCAGACGUCCCCGUUUCACCUGCUAAACCGGUGGAGGAUGAAGAGCCCAAGGUGGAGGAGCAUCCUGCAGUGUUGACCCGGAAAGACUCCAAGGGGAGCAGCGCUGACGCUGGGGUGCUUCGCUGGAUCUCUCAAGGUUUGGAGAAAGUCAUCCCUCAACCAGUAACUGCAGCAAAGCAGGAAUCCCAGCCCAUCACUCUCGGCCAAGUGGAGGAAAUCUGUAUCCAGCAACAAAGCCCAGAAGAAGAGGAUCUCCUGGUGGAAGAUCUGGAAGACGCAGACGGUUCUGUACCAACAGAUGAGAUCCCAGCGGAUGCCAUCACUACAGCGGCCCCGAGCGGCACAAAUCAAGCGAUGCAGGAGACUGCGGAGGACAGCCUGCUGACAGAGGAUCUGGAGUCUCGUCUGAAAACAGAGGCUGGACAGCAAGAGACUGUGCAUGAAGAAGACACGCAUGAAGAGGACACGCGUGAAGCUCCAUCCUGGCCCCCGAAAGAACGCGAGGAGGCGAGAGGAGUGAUGUAUAAUUUGUGCGCGGCCAUCGAACGUGGGAAAGGGAACUCAUGGGCAGAAAAGGACCCCAUGGAGUCUGAGAAUGAGCGUCUGUCCUGGAUCAUGGAAGAAGAAGAAGAUGAAGAUGAGCUCCUGAUGUCCUGUUAUCACAGUGAAAGUGAGGAGGAGACCAAGGUGUCGCAACAGGUGAUUUUGGAGGGUCCCUCUGAAUACCUGGACGCGUCCGUUCGUCCCCCGGUUCACGCUGAAGAGACUGCACACUACAUGCAGGCUUUGGAACGCGCGGCGGGCAUCUUUUCAGCUGAGGAAGCAGAUCGCGUGUCCUUUGGUCACCCGGCUGUCAGCAUCGAGGAUGUGGAUUCAGGAAGCAUCACGACGGCCCUCACAUAUGAAAUCCCCGUGAAGCCACCAGCGUCCCCGUACAGGACUCUUGCUGUACCUGGCACAUCGAUGCCAGCAAAGAGUAGGAAGAGGACGGUGUCCCAAGCAGACGGGGAAGAUGCGCCUGAUGCCGAGGAUGAAGAGCCAAUGGAGAGGUCGGCAUCUUCUAUCAGUCAAAGCAGCGCCAUCAUUACAGAGCGUCUGCAGGAGCUGGUCAGACUCUUCAAGGACCGCACGGAGCGCGUGAAGGAGAGGCUCAUAGACCCUGAGCUGUCCUCAGAAGAGGAGAGCCCCGCCGCGUCCCCCUCUAAAAAGCCUGCGGCGGCAGCUCCACCGCCGCCACCUCCCCCCGCAGAGGAGAAAAAGAGAGAAGGGGAGCCCCCCGCUGGGGAGGAACAUUACUGCGAUAUGCUGUGCUGCAAAUUUAAAACCCGGCCGUGGCGACACCGCCUCAAGAAAUACGAGUUCCCAUCCAGCAUCGAUCCUCUGACCAAUCUCAUGUAUGUGCUGUGGCUGUUUUUCGUGGUGAUGGCCUGGAACUGGAACUGCUGGCUCAUCCCUGUUCGCUGGGCAUUCCCCUAUCAGACUCCCAGUAACAUCCAUUACUGGCUGCUAAUGGAUUACCUGUGUGACCUCAUAUAUCUGCUGGACAUAGUUGUCUUCCAAGUGCGACUGCAGUUUGUGCGUGGAGGCGACAUCAUUACCAGCAAGAAAGACAUGCGGGAAAACUACAUCAAGUCCGAACGAUUUAAGAUGGAUGUCAUCUCUCUCCUCCCGCUGGAUCUUCUGUACUUUAAGUUUGGUGUCAGAUCCAUUCUCCGGUUACCUCGCAUUUUGAAGUACAUGGCAUUCUUUGAAUUUAACAACCGUCUGGAGGCGAUUCUGAGCAAGGCGUACAUCUACAGGGUGAUCCGGACGACGGCGUACCUUCUGUACUGUCUUCACAUGAACGCUUGCCUCUAUUACUGGGCGUCUGACUUUGAAGGCUUGAGAUCCACCAAGUGGGUGUAUGAUGGAGAGGGAAAUAGUUAUAUCCGCUGCUAUUACUGGGCUGUAAAGACAUUGAUUACGAUUGGAGGCCUCCCUGAUCCGACGACGCUCUUUGAGUUAUGGUUCCAGCUCCUCAAUUACUUCAUGGGUGUGUUUGCCUUCUCUGUCAUGAUUGGUCAGAUGAGAGACGUAGUUGGUGCAGCCACUGCCGGACAGACUUACUAUCGCAGCUCUAUGGACAGCACCAUCAAGUACAUGAACUGCUACAAGAUCCCUCGCAGUGUACAGAAUCGUGUCAAGAUGUGGUAUGAGUACACGUGGCAGUCGCAGGGAAUGCUGGAUGAGUCUGAGCUUAUGGUGCAGCUCCCAGAUAAGAUGAGGCUGGAUCUCGCUAUAGAUGUGAAUUACAACAUUGUCAGCAAAGUGGCCCUUUUCCAGGGCUGUGAUCGGCAGAUGAUUUACGACAUGCUCAAGCGACUGCGCUCGGUUGUGUAUCUGCCUGGAGACUAUGUGUGUAAGAAGGGGGAGAUCGGCCGUGAGAUGUAUAUCAUUAAAGCCGGCGAGGUGCAGGUGCUUGGAGGCCCAGACGGACAGACUGUCCUCGUGUGUCUCAAAGCUGGCUCUGUGUUUGGAGAAAUCAGUCUGCUGGCAGUGGGGGGAGGAAAUCGCCGCACGGCAAACGUGGUGGCACACGGCUUUACCAACCUUUUCAUCCUGGAUAAGAAGGAUCUUAGUGAAAUCUUAACUCAUUAUCCCGAGUCUCAGAAACUUCUGCGCAGGAAAGCAAAGAAAAUGCUUAAGAACACCAGCAAACCAAAAGACGAGGGUCCUGCCCAGAAGGGAUUCCAGCACAUCAUCCCCCCAAGGCCCGAGACCCCCAAGCUUCUGAAAGCUGCACUUGCCGCUACUGAAAAAAUGGGUUUUAAGGGAUUUUCCAAACUAAGGCUUCGGAUUAAAACGAAGAAAACCGUCCAGCCAACCACUUCCAGCCCAGUACCCCCAGGAUCCCCGGUCCACCGCCGAUCUCCGGUGCCCCCCAUCAAAGCAGAAGACCAUGACCCGACUGACAUAGUGUCCGAGUCUGCAGACAACACUGUUUGUAUUCGGGUCAGCCCGUCCUCUCGGGGUGACGAACAGAUCCUUUCUGUGGAAGCGACUGGACCAGAGGAGGAAAAGAAAUAAAGAAGGGGCGUCAUGUAGGAUUUGGUGGAACUUAAGCCCUUUUCCGGUAAAGCAGCAAAGCUGCUGUCAGACCCAGAGGGCCAUUGGGGCCUGGAAAGCGAUAACAACCUGCCAUCAAUAAAUGCAGAGGUACGGAAACCGCUUACACCGGGAACUGCCUGUUACGGGCCUGCGGGGGUGAAGAGAGAGGAGCCGUCCUCGCUCCCGGCCCUGCGCUCGCUUUUUGCAGUAUAGCCCUGUUGUAAGGGGCAGGGGACAGUAGGCUUAGUUCUGAGUAAAAAGCUGUAAUGUCUAUUAAAAGGAAAAUUGUUAUUUUGUUAAAUAAAUCUAUUCCUGCAAACGAAA
Spea bombifrons (plains spadefoot toad) is the source of this 4329-nucleotide messenger RNA. It is a transcript of the gene CNGB1, whose product is annotated as cyclic nucleotide gated channel subunit beta 1. The record is from RefSeq and is a predicted model, not a curated record. Gene Ontology annotation, molecular function: intracellularly cAMP-activated cation channel activity; protein-containing complex binding; cGMP binding. Gene Ontology annotation, biological process: monoatomic cation transmembrane transport; retina homeostasis. The coding region runs from base 196 to 3984 and encodes 1262 amino acids. Gene Ontology annotation, cellular component: intracellular cyclic nucleotide activated cation channel complex; plasma membrane; photoreceptor outer segment. The transcript is spliced from 41 exons. NCBI's taxonomy places the organism in Eukaryota, Metazoa, Chordata, Amphibia, Anura, Pelobatidae.